AUGAGUGGAAUAUUCUGGAAAAUUUUAAGGGGUAUUUCACGUGGAGAUGAAUUAGAUUUAUCAUGUAAUAGUAAUGAAUAUUAUGGGACUUUAUAUAAAUCAAUUGGUAGGACUUUAGAAUGUGUUCUAAUUUCUUGUUGUUUAAAAUUAAAGGAAAAUAUCAAUAUAAUAGGAAAAGAUCCUUUAAAUAAUGAAACUCAAGAAUAUAUCUUCAGUUUUCAAAAUAUACACUAUUUUCGUGGAAAUAAAAAUGGUGAAUUUACAAUUAUAAUGCGACGUGGAUCUGAUUUAGUUAAAUUUAUCUUUCAAUUAGAUACACAUAAUAUACAUACUGAAGCAUCUUUAAGCUAUAAUGUAACCCUUACACUUAGAUCUUUAUGUAAUAUAUAUUAUCAACUUCCUGUUAAAUUUUAUCAAUAUAAUGAAGAUUUAAUUAAUAUUAAUAAUCAAAGAAGUAAAUUAAAAGAAUCUAAAUUUCAAAAUAAAAGUGAAGAAGAAUGGAAAUUAAUAUCUGAUAAUUGUAUUUGUGAACUAGCAUCUAGUUUAGAUCUUCGUGAUACAAUUUUUUCUAUUAAAGAAACUUCAGAUAAAGGAAAUAUACUAUUUACAAGUAUAGUUGGAGAUAGUAUUUUAUUUUUACCUAAAUUAACUGAAAAAACUAUUGAAUUUUAUGGUUCAGAUUUAGUAGGUGAAAGAAAAAGAUUUAAAAUAUUUUUAACAGAAGAAAUUGAUGAAGUUAAUUCUUUUACAAAAGAAUUAUUUGAUUGUAUUGAUCAAAAGAAUCCAGAUGAAAAACGUAGAUGUACUUUAGAUACAUCUAUUAAUGAUAGAAAUAAUAAUGAAAUAGAUUAUGAUAUGGAUUUAUGUGAAACAUAUGAUCCAUCUAUUGAUGGUUUUACUUGGCAAAAAGAUGAAAUAAUGGAAAAUGAAGAAUGUUCUGAUGAAGAUUAUGAUUAUAAACAUUCUAAAGGACGUUUAAGUUUAGAUCAUAAAUAUAUGCUUGUUGGAAGGGAAAAUACUUUUGUUGGGCGUGCUGAUAGAAAAAGUGGAAAAUCUGAAAUUUCUGUAUUUAGAAAUAUUGAUGAUAAUUCAUCUUAUAAAACAAGUAGAUCUUCUAUUAUUAAUGUUUCAACAAUAUCUGAUAUAAAUUAUAAUAAUUUUAGUCUAUUACCAGUAAAUGGACAAUUACAUAAUUGUGAGAAACAAAUGUUAUUUUUAUCUGAAACAGAUCCAAAUUAUGUUUAUCAAAUGGAUUUAGAAAAUGAAAAGAUAAUAAGACGUUGGGAUGCAGAUGGUUUACCAAUAUCAUCUAUUGGAACAUGCAAUAAGGAUGCUCAAUCAACACCAAUUCCUACAUUUUUAGGACUUAGUAAUAAUGCAUUAUUUGUUAUGGAUAGUAGAAUAAAAGAUAAUUCUAAUAGAUUUACUUCAAAGUUAUAUAAAUCUAAUGUUUUAUUUAAUAGUAUAGCUACAGAUAUUGAAGGUCAUAUAUUAAUUGGUAGUGAUAUAGGAGAACUUAGAUUAUUUGAUGGUACAGUUAAUAGAGAUGGAGAAUUUAAAAAAGCUAAGACAUUACUUAAUACUUAUGGUUCUCCAAUUAUUUCUGUAGAUGUUACUAGAAAUGGUCAUUGGAUAUUGGCAACAACAAAAACUUGUUUAGAUUUAUAUCCUGUAAAGGAAACAGAUUCAAUUGAUGAUAGGACUGGAUUUACAAUUAGCCUAAAAAAUAAGCCCCCUGCAAAAAAAUUGAGAAUUAAACAAGAAGAUUUAUAUAUUUAUGGUAUAGAUGAAGUAUCAUUUACACCAGCAAGAUUUGAUCAACCUCUUGGGAUAGAUCGUGAGACAAAAAUUAUUACUAGUACAGGUUUUUUUGUAAUUGUAUGGGAUUUUGAAGCUAUUAAACGAGGUGAUCUUAAUGCUUAUACUAUAAAACAAGUUGAUAGAAGAGUUGAAGAUUGUUCUACAUAUAUAGGUAAAUCAGAUACUGUAGUUUUAGCUUACCCUGAAGAUAUUGCUAUUCAUAAACUCAAUAGGAAAAAUAAACGUACAAAUAUUUUAAGAAAGUAG
Molecule: messenger RNA, 2067 nt
Organism: Cryptosporidium muris RN66
Lineage: Eukaryota; Apicomplexa; Conoidasida; Eucoccidiorida; Cryptosporidiidae
Exons: 2
Coding region: 1-2067 (688 amino acids)
Cellular component (GO): cytoplasm; nucleus
Molecular function (GO): protein binding
Source: RefSeq, a predicted model, not a curated record